Pieris brassicae (large cabbage white) is the source of this 2186-nucleotide messenger RNA. RefSeq lists its product as uncharacterized. The record is from RefSeq and is a predicted model, not a curated record. Lineage: Eukaryota; Metazoa; Arthropoda; Insecta; Lepidoptera; Pieridae. The coding region runs from base 197 to 1132 and encodes 311 amino acids. The transcript is spliced from 3 exons.
AUGUUCAGAUAUAAGUGUCAAUGUGACUGAUGUAAUAAAUGACCACUCUCAGCAACAAAAUAGUGUUCCAACGGGAUAUAAUUUAGUAAAUAAUGAUUAUAACCCUCCAGUAGAUGUACAGCCAGAAAUUCCAUACUCACGGUUUCGUCGAAAUAAGUUUGCUCAUAAAGAAUUUAACGACAAGUUUUUAAACAAUAUGUUUGGUCAUAAGUGCUCCGUUUGUGAUCGAUUGUGGUUUAAGUUAGAUUUAAAAUCACCACGUGCUGAAGAUGAACAAUUAUUAAGGGUAAUAAAUGAAAAUUACAAUACAGUUGAAGAUAUUUUACUGUGCAACACGUGUUACCAAGCAAUUGGGAGGAAAGUGAUUCCUAUAAUGUCUACUUAUAACGGUUUUAAAUAUGAAAAAAUACCUGAGGUUUUACCACCGCUUGACUUAAUUUCGGAAAGACUUGUCUCACCACGAGUUCCAUUUAUGCAAAUUCGACGGUUACGACAUGUUCAUGGGCAAUAUGGAAUUUAUGGACAAAUCAUUAAUGUACCAGUCGAGGUAAACAAUAUGGUAAAACUCUUACCCCGUAAUGUCGAUGAUGAUUACUGUAUUAACGUACACAUUAAAAGAAAAAUAAUACAUAGAUCAAGCUAUUUAAUGGGACUAGUUAAUAAAAGGACAAUUCGUGCAUGGCUUCAGUAUUUGCUUCAAACUCCACUUUAUUUAUUUUACGAUAUUAAAAUUGAUGAAAGCUUCUUCAACAAUAAUAGUAAUAAUGAAAUCGAUCUAGAAGAAAUGAGUGAAGAUAUACCGGUCGAAGAGAGUCUAACAGCACAACAGAAAACUCUACUUUGGAAUGAAGAUAUGUAUUUACGGAUCGCUCCUGGAGAAUAUAAUAUUCCCAAAAGUAUAAUUUUUGAUGAACAUGCCGAAGAACUUUCUUUCCCAUCGAUUUAUUUGGGUCAUUUCCGAAAAUUCAGAGAGGGAGUAAAUGCAACACCGUUCGCAAUAGCAACUAGCGAAUUACGAAGAUCAGAUCGGCGUGGAGUUACUCCACAUCAUUUAUUAUAUCUAGCAAUGAAAAUUAUGAGGUUAAGAGUUCGUGACUCGCUUACGAUUGCAUUUAAACAUGUGGGAUACUAAUAUUACACGGCAGCAAGUUGAGUCAGCUGACUACAUUAAUAAUUGUAUCGAAAGUAAUUUAGCUUUUCUGCGCUCAAUACCAAAUUCAGUAUGGUAUUGGAGCGAUCGAAAAAGAGAUCUUUUUGCGAUGAUUCGGCAACUAGGAAAACCUACGAUGUUUCUUACUUUGAGUGCCAAUGAAAUCGGAUGGACCAAUUUAAUACAAUUAUUGUACAAAUUAAAAAAUAACGGUACUGAAAUUUCAGCUGAACAAGCUGCGUCACUGGAUUACAUAUCUAAGACUACACUAGUGAAUGAAGAUGCUGUGACCUGUGCUAUCUAUUUUAAUAAAAUAGUCAAUAUAUUGAUAACUAUUCUCCAAUCAAAGAAGAACAGCCCAUUUGGAAAUUAUUAUGUUGUCGACUAUUUUAAACGAAUUGAAUUUCAGCAUCGUGGUAGUCCUCAUGCACAUAUUUUAUUGUGGCUGAAUGACGCUCCAUCAGAUCCUCUUGGUACAAACUAUCAAGAUACUGUAAUGAUGAUUGAUCAAUUGAUAUCAAUUUCUUCAUCAGAAGCUUCUGGACAUAUUCGCUUGCAAAGUCACAAACAUACCUUUACCUGUUAUAAAAAAGUACAUGCCAAUCAACCUCAGAAAUGCCGAUUUGAUGCUCCAUUUAUGCCAUGUAAAUCCACUACAAUAUUAAAACCAAUGCAGAAAGAUCAUCCAGGAUAUGCUGAUUACGCUAAGCGGUAUAAACAAAUACAAAUUAAUCUUGAGAACAAUGAUUACGAGAAUAUUGAAAUGUUUUAUGCACAAAAUCAUAUAACUUCUGAUAAUGAUUAUUUUCAUAUUCUUGAAGCUGGAAUUACCAGACCUAAAGUAUUUUUGAAGCGACAACCUAAAGAAAAAUGGCACAACCCUUUCAAUCCUUUUAUUCUCAAUGUCUUACAAUCAAAUACAGAUAUGCAAUUUAUUAUCGAAGAAUACUCAUGUGCAGCGUAUGUUGUUGAAUAUGUCAAUAAAACUAAUAGGGGUAUAAGUAAUUUACAAAGACAAAUUCAUGAAAUCAUGGAU